AUGGCUUUACAGCCUGACGAAUUGCUCGAAAAGGUCCAGGCUACGCGCGAUGAAAUCGCUCAGCUAAAGGAAAAAGUCGACGCGCGCCGCGAGGAGCUUCACGACACCGACCUCCGUCGCGAGGCCACCUCCAUUGACCCGGUUCCGCGCCCGAAUCUCCGGGUUCGGCAAACCCUCAAGGGUCAUAUCGACAAGAUAUCGGCAAUGCACUGGUCCACCAACCGCCGGAAUCUCGUCUCCGCCUCCCAGGACGGCAAGCUCAUAGUCUGGGAUGCUUACACAGGCAACAAAGUCCACGCGAUCCCGCUCCGCUCGACCUGGGUCAUGUCCUGCGCUUACUCUCCUUCUGGUAAUCUCGUUGCUUCGGGCGGCCUCGAAAACGUUUGCUCGAUUUACUCUCUCAAUUCCGGCAGCAGCCCCAUCCGCACCACCCGCGAGCUCACCGCUCACGUCGGUUACAUCUCCUGCAUGCGCUUUCUCUCAGAUCAGCGCAUUCUCACCGCUUCAGGCGACAAGACCUGCAUCCUCUGGGAUAUCCCCUCCGGCGCCCAGGUCCAGGAGUUCACUGAGCAUCUCGGCGAUGUCAUGUCGGUCGAUAUCUGCCCUACUAACAGCAAUGUUUUUGUUUCCGGCGCCUGCGACGCUUUUGCAAAGGUUUGGGAUAUGCGGGAAGGCGGCAAGUCUGCGCAGACGUUCCGGACACACAAGAAGGAUAUCAACGCGGUGCAGUUCUUCCCCGACGGGCGGGCGUUCGCAACCGGCUCGGACGACGGUACUUGCAGAUUAUACGACCUGCGCGCUGAUCGGGAACUCAUGGUCUUGAGCUCACCGCCGUUGGAUGUCAGCGUUACUUCAAUUGCCUUCUCGCAUUCCGGCCGUCUGCUGUUUGCCGGUUAUGAAAACAGUGAAUGCAGAAUUUGGGAUGUUCUGCGAGGAGAAAAGGUUGGAUCGAUCAAUGGCCAUCAGAACCGGAUAAGUUGCCUGGGAAUGAGCAACGACGGUAUGAGCCUUUGUACCGGAUCGUGGGAUGCCACCCUCAAAAUCUGGACUCUGUGA
Messenger RNA from Myxozyma melibiosi, 1056 nucleotides. Its product is annotated as WD40-repeat-containing domain protein. The transcript has 4 exons. The coding region runs from base 1 to 1056 and encodes 351 amino acids. Gene Ontology annotation, molecular function: protein binding; signaling receptor complex adaptor activity. The record is from RefSeq and is a predicted model, not a curated record. Gene Ontology annotation, cellular component: heterotrimeric G-protein complex; cytoplasm. Gene Ontology annotation, biological process: G protein-coupled receptor signaling pathway. NCBI's taxonomy places the organism in Eukaryota, Fungi, Ascomycota, Lipomycetes, Lipomycetales, Lipomycetaceae.